Molecule: messenger RNA, 1512 nt
Organism: Penicillium pulvis
Lineage: Eukaryota; Fungi; Ascomycota; Eurotiomycetes; Eurotiales; Aspergillaceae
Product: mitochondrial 37S ribosomal protein mS29
Exons: 2
Coding region: 1-1512 (503 amino acids)
Cellular component (GO): mitochondrial small ribosomal subunit
Molecular function (GO): structural constituent of ribosome
Source: RefSeq, a predicted model, not a curated record
AUGGCCUCCGCGUGGUGCUGGAGCUGCCUCUCGCGGCUUCGCCCAACAACAGUCCUCCCGUCCGCAACUCCCCGGAUCACGACCGCCGGCUUCCACUCCACCGCGGUGCAAUAUGCCAUGCCAGCAAAGAAGAAGGGUUCCAGUCUGACACCUAUGCGGUACCGACAGGGUCAGACUCUACGGAGGAAGAAGAAGAAGACUACUGAGCGUGCGCGUCCCCCAGCUGUUGGAGAGCGCAAGGCUAUGCGGAAGCGCAUUGUCCUCAGUAACCCUAAUGCUCUUGAGGUUGAGGGUAUGCAGGACCUUUCCGCUGAGACUAUGGUUGAUGCUCGUCUCCGCGGUUCUGUUAUCGGUCUCCCUGUGCCUAUGCUGGAUCAAUUGAGAGCCGUGGAGGCAUUCAAGCCUAAGCAGGGUUGGUCUAUAUUCCGUCGGCCUGGUACUAUUCUGCGUCGCGAUGCUCUGGAGAUGGGUCGUCUUUUUGAGAAGAUCUCCGGUGAUGGUGAUGCGCCUGAGAAGGGCAAGGUUGUGAAGAAGGUUAUCACUGGAUCUAAGGGAUCUGGUAAGACCGUGCACCUGCUGCAGGCUAUGGCCAUGGCAUUCACUAAGAAAUGGGUUGUUUUCACUAUUCCUGACGCCCGAGAACUCGUCUCUGGUGACUUCGCCUACACUCCCAUUGAGGGCUCCAAGCCGACCCAGUACGUCCAGCCCAGCGCUACCGCCGCCUUGUUGACCCGCACCGUCGAGGCCAACCGCGAGGUUCUGUCUGGUCUCCGUGUUUCCCAGCAACACCCUGGCCUGAAGGGCCUCAAGCCCUCGACCACCAUCGUCGACCUGGCCAAGAUGGGAUACUCUGAUGCCGCCCUUUCCUGGCCCGUUUUCCAGGCUUUGUGGAAGGAGCUCACUGCCACAGCUGCUGCCCCCGGCUUCGAGAAGGAUUUCCAGCCCCGUCCUCCGAUGCUGGUAGCUGUCGACGGUCUUGCCCACUGGAUGGUUGAGAGCUCUUACCGUUCUGCCGACUACUCCCCAGUCCACGCCCACGACCUCGUCUUCGUCAAGCACUUCCUCUCCCUCCUGCAGCCCGGCGCUUCCCUCCAAAAUGGCGGUAUGCUCCUGUACGCUACCUCCAAAUCCAACAACCCCUCAACCUACGCCCUUGAGGUUGCUCUGGACCAGCUCGCUGCCCGUCAACAAGGCAUCAGCGCCACAUCUCCCGAUUACCCCCAGCCUGAGGCCUACAGCAACGCUGACACCCGGGUUCUGGAUGUGUUCAAGCCCCAGACUGCCUCCGGCAAGGAGGGCAUUCUCGAGCUACAGACCCUCGGUGGCCUUACCCGUGAGGAGACCCGCGGAUACCUGGAGUAUUUCGCUAAGAGCGGCCUGCUGCGCGAGAACAUCAAUGAGAAAUGGGUCGGUGAGAAAUGGAGUUUGGCCGGUGGCGGUAUCAUUGGCGAGCUGGAGAAGUUAGGCCGUCGUGUCCGCACUGUUGCUGAGCCCGUCCCUGUCGUCGAGUAG